AUGAACUGCCAAAGAUCUGUGCUGAGUGUGGCUAUUUUAGCCAUGCUUAAUCGUUCAGCCAUUUUCAGCAUGUAUAAUACAACAACUUCAAAGGAAUGCCCAGAACAGACUCAGCAAAAUUCUACAUCUACUUACGAAGAGGGUUAUUAUGCAUGGACACAACCCACUCAAGGAAUAAUUCUAGGAAGUUAUUUCUAUGGUUUCGUGUUAGCUCAGCUGACAGGAGGAGCCAUUACAUUUUCAUUUGGACCAAAAAAAAUUUUCAUAAUUUCUUCACUUCUCUCUUCACUGUUUACCAUUUUGACACCCGUUUCUGCAGAUGUCGGUGUUUCAGUUAUAUCAUUAUGUCAAGCUUUCAUUGGAUUUGCACAAGGACUUGUUUUUCACGGAUCUUUCACGUUGUUAGGAAGAUGGAUUCCAAAAAACGAAAAGUCCACAUCAUCAUCAAUUUCUUAUAGUGGUACUCAAGUCGGUACACUUAUUGGUUUAAUAACAACAGGAUAUCUUUGCGGACAUAAAGGAUGGUCUUUCAGCUUCUACUUUUUUGGAAUAUGUGGAGUUGUCCUUUCUAUAUGCCUGACGUUCACAAUUUAUGACAGACCUCAACAACAUCCCAGAAUAUCUGACAAAGAAUUGACAUUUCUUAACGACAACGUAACAAACAUCUCAUCAGAGGAAACGAAAUUGAAUAUACCCUGGAAAGAAAUUUUAACAUCCAGAGCAGUGUGGAUAGUAGCUUUGACGAAAAUUUGUUGGGGUUUCGGAUAUUUUACAAUAUUGACUAAAUUUCCAUCAUACUUAGGUAUAAUUCAUCACAUCUCUAUCAAGCAGAUUGGAAUAAUGACUGCAUUAGUUUUUUCCGGAGACACUAUAGCAUUAUUUACUACGGGUUUCAUUGCUGAUUUUAUAAAAUCACGUAAAUACUUCAGCAUAACUAAUAUCAGAAAAAUCUUUGAAGCAAUUGCAACGUUCGGCCCGGCAGCAUGCAUCUUAUCGAUUUCAUUUCUAGGCUGCGAGAGUACAAAAAUAAUUAUUUGUGUAAUAAUUGGAAUGGGAUGUUUUGGCUUCGCUGUUUCGGGAGAUAUUGCAAUAGUACUGGAUUUGGCUCCGGAAUUUGCGGGAGUCCUUUUCGGAUUGACAUAUGGUUUAUGUAACGCCGCAGGUAUACUAUCACCAUACAUUGCUGGAAUUAUAUUAGAGAAACAUCAAGGAGAAUUGGUUCAAUGGAGCUACGUGUUCUAUAUGGUCUCUUUCGCUUAUUUUCUCAGUGGUGUAAUAUUUCUGUUCGGAGCUACUGCGGAACUUCAACCCUGGGCUACCAUUAAUACAGACAAGAAAAAACACGAUAAUAAUUAAUUGUCAACAUUAGUCCAAUCUUUGUAAUGAUGAAGACUUUGCUCAUAAAAUCAUUAGAAUCAAAAG
Molecule: messenger RNA, 1422 nt
Organism: Centruroides sculpturatus (bark scorpion)
Lineage: Eukaryota; Metazoa; Arthropoda; Arachnida; Scorpiones; Buthidae
Product: sialin-like
Exons: 9
Coding region: 1-1356 (451 amino acids)
Biological process (GO): transmembrane transport; monoatomic anion transport
Molecular function (GO): transmembrane transporter activity
Source: RefSeq, a predicted model, not a curated record